GUUAGUUUACCUCCUCUGAGAUUUGGAAAACAAUGUGCAUUCACGUGCGAUAAGAUUACCGCGUUUGAGCAGCAUUGAGCGCCCAGCACAGUGGCUCCCCACUCAGGCCUGUUGUGUUACUGCAUCACGGCAAACCACACCGCCCUCAGCAGCCUCUGCUGAAUGGCCACGAGCCCAAACCACUGCAGCACGUAUGACUACAGCUGGAAGUUGAACCCACAGUCAGGAGGGAGCGAGGUCACACGGGAGACGCAUGACAUGGAGGUGAAAAGUCACCUGAUCACAGGACCUGAGCUGCAGGGCUGUCAGGACAGUAAGCAGCGCGCCGAGCGGAUGUGCGAACUGCAGGAGCGACGGAGGAGUCUACAGGCGCUGCUCAGCACUCGUCUGGCCGAACUCAAGCGCCUGUGCCUGCAGGAGGCGGAGCUGACGGGGGAGCUUCCCAAAGAAUUUCCGCUAGAAGCAGGAGAAAAACCUCCCUUCGUGCGUCGGCGAAUCGGUGCGUCUCGCCACGGCGCCAAACAUAACGCAAAAGGCGAGGAAGACGCGUCCCAACGCAAGACGAAGAAAACUCUGUUCAGCGGCGCCCUUCGACGGCACACGGACCCAGAUCAGCAUCCGACCCACGGGAAGAGGACCGUUCACCGGGGAUGCCACACAGACAAUACAGUGAAAUCAGAGAGCAGCUCCAUGUCAGACUCCACCAGCCAGGAGAAUGAGGAGACCUCUGACAACCUGUCCCCCUCCCGCCCUCGGCUGGCCCCGGGGAGCCCAGACAGCAGGUUCUGUCGGAAGUUGUCCCCCGUCGAGAUCUAUUACGAGAUGAGGACGCGCCGAAACUCUGUGGCCAGUUCGGCCAGUCCGAGUCGCACCCUCCCCAGGAGUAUGUCAAACGUGGAGGGCAGAAGUGUACCCGCAACCCCGCUUUUAUCUCGCCCCCCGCCCCCAAAUGCCCACAUCAGGUCAGACGCGUCGAGCGGAACUGCGGCGAAGCAGUGGUCAGACAAUCCAGAGGUUCCACUGGUGGUGCCUCAUCCGUCCCAGGAGGGGACUUCCUCAGGGUCAUAUGAGCAGGGAGGCUGCCAGUACAGUGCCCGGACUCGCCGCAGCAACAGUUCGGAGGCCCUGCUGGACCGGAGCGUGUCUGUGGACGAGGGGACUCAGAGGCAGGUCAUGCCCGUCAGGAGCGGCCCUUACAAGAGCUCCGAGGCCCUUACCGACGGCCGGCUGAAGCAAGCGCAACGCGGCAGCCCCGAGCGGCACGUCAACGGCCACACCGAGCUGAGCCGGGUGCGUUCGUCGGUGGGCGGCCGGGGGUCAGGAGGAGGAGGAGGAGGAGGAGGAGGAGGAGGAGGAGGCGGGGGUCAGGGCUACAAUGAGAUCCUGUUGGACUAUGUGUGGGGGAAACAGCAGAAGAUGCAACAGCAGCAGCAGCAGCAGCAGCAGCAGCGACUGCAGACUCACGGCACUGUUAAACCCAGACAGUGGUCUGAGGGUUCUGCCCCGCCCCCUCCCUACAUGAACGGUUUUGCCCAGAACCAGCCUCUGCACCUCUCCGCCGGCCCUCCAGCCUAUAGCCCCCACAUGCUCCGGGGGAAGCCGGGUGAGCCCCACCGGGUCAAAGUGAGCCGUACCAAAUCCUGCGGGCCGUUCUUUCCCUUACAGCAACACCAGCAAGAGACUAUACUGCUGCCCCCUUACCCAGAAACGCCCGGCUCCAGCAGUUCCACCGCAGCGGGUCUUUACCAUCAUCAGACCGAGCAGUCUUGCCCCCCGCAGGUCCACAGGCCCCCGCACUAUCCGGCCGAGUCCUCGUCCGCUUCCUCGACGCCGGACGACCCCACGCGCAGCUUGCACAAGGCUCUGGCUCUGGAGGGUCUCAGAGACUGGUACCUGCGGAACACCCUGGGCCAAGCGGCCGCCGGGAAGGGCCAGGACGGGGCGUCGGCCCGGAGGCGGACCACGGCCGCUCUGCACAACUCCCACCACCACCCGCAGCCGCCCCUCACUCACCAGUCCCAGUCCCUGCAGGGGGAACCCCCUUACUCCCAGCUUCCUCAGUCCGCUACCUUCCACGGUCACCCACUUCAUGGCAGGUCAGUGGAGUUUUCUAUGUACCAAGAUCCGUUCACCUCGAAGAUGCAGGACCUGACGCUAAAAGAGUCCGGCAAUGACAGACCUACUCCCGGCACCUUGGUCUGA
Messenger RNA from Chanos chanos (milkfish), 2202 nucleotides. RefSeq names its product coiled-coil domain containing 120a (gene ccdc120a). Bases 163 to 2202 code for a protein of 679 amino acids. Lineage: Eukaryota; Metazoa; Chordata; Actinopteri; Gonorynchiformes; Chanidae. The record is from RefSeq and is a predicted model, not a curated record. The transcript is spliced from 11 exons.